AGUACUGCGUACUACCAGUGGUAUCAGGAAGGUGAGUUGGUGCAUUUUUGCCGGUUUUUGCGAAACGUGAGUGUGUGCACGAAGAGUUUAGUCGGUAGUUUGUGUCGGUAUUUUCUUCGAAGUAACAUAGUCGAGAGCAAAAGACAAAAAGAGCAUCGACAAAGCCGGGUUGACACCGGGUUUGAUGCGUGUUGCAUGAGCGCUCGGUGAGAGAAGGUCUCGGUGACGGUAGCUGAUAACCCGAUAGCCGAUAGAAUUCGAUUGUUCAAUCUGUCGUUUAACGACGACGACCAACGAGGUCUCAUCGCGCGCGCAAGAGAGAAAGAGAGACCAUGACGAUGGAUAAAAGCGAAGUCAUAAAAAAUCUGCGAUCAUGUUUGAUAUCGUGCAAAGGCGGUAUUAAAUUAACCAAUUUAAGAGAUGAUUAUCUCACAGUAGUGGGAGAAGCACUACCUUUUAGACAAUUCGGAUAUUCUUCCGUGGAAGACUUUGUACGAAAUAUAUCAGAAGUUUUGGUGACUAACAAAAAUGGAGAAUUAUACGUGGAAGCUAAGCCGUCCGAUACAACAGCGCAUCUUACAAAAUUAAUAGCCCGACAGAAAUCACGAAAAGUGAAACGACCCAAGAAAGUUAAUAAAGGAUUCUUUCCUAGAAGAACUAACUUUAAUAGCUCUCAACGCAUACGUGCUAAGAGCAAUUAUGCUGAUUCUUCUAGCUCCUUUAUUAGAUCAGCUUCGAACAAGAGUAAUUCACACACUAAUUAUUCAUCUACUGAUUUAUUCAGACCACCACCACUUAUGCAAACCAUAAUGCAUCCACUGCCCAAUUACAACAAACCAAGCUUUAGUUCUGGUACACCACCAGUGGCCUCUAUCUCCACUAAAAGACUGAAUGACAAAAUGACAAAUCUUAAUAUAACAACAGCAAACCAAAGCAUUAAUCAUAAUCAGAAUAAUGAAAAUUUAAAACCUAAAGUAUUAAUUGACAAAUCAGCAACUGUGAUACCUGUACAAUCAAAAAAGACUGCGGAACAGAAACCUUCUAAAUUAAGUGAAAGGCUGAAAAUUACUCUUCCUAACUCAAGUUCUUCUCCUGUAACUUUGUCACCAUCAAUUGAUAAUUAUAGCAAUAAUACUUCUUCAAUCUAUAUUCCACCUACUUCUAAUGUUUUGAAGACCAUAUCGAAAUCGAAACCUCUCGAUCCUCGGCAAGAACUGGAAUCAUAUGCCAGAGAAUUGAAUUUAUCAACCCCAGUUUAUUGGAUAUCCUCGAACAAAGAGAAACACUCGGCUAAGAUCACUGUUUAUGCCGGAGUGAGAGUUGGCACCCAAACGUUCUCUACAUAUCCGGAACCUGCGGAAUCUGAAGAAGAAGCUAAAAAGUCCGCGGCGCGAAUAGCUCUAACAAGUUUCUCCAAGGAAUCCUUAAACUUGAGAGUGACGACGACAGUCGACAUGAAAUUAGUAAAGGAACGUAUCUUACAAAUCGUGAACCAACACACAGCAGGAGUUUUCAUGCAUCAAUUACCUGUUUAUUAUAACAAACAAUAUGGAGAAGCAUUACCCGAGGAUUGGCAGACGAUUGUCAAGGAAUCUGCGGAGAUAAACAAAGAGAAAGGUGCUGGCGAUUGGACGAUACUUUGUCAAUGUUCUUCAACUUCAAAAUUCUCAGAAAGUAACUCGAUGUCAUCACAUAAUGCUCCUGAUCAUUCAAUAUCUUUUCCGUCUGACGAAAAGAUACAUUUGAAACCGAUUGGACCCGUCGUACCUGGUCAGUUGACAUUGCCUCACGAUGCUAUAUGGGAAGUAUACACCGCUUGCGUCAUAAACACUACUGAAGUUUGGGUCAGAUUCGGCGAUGAUAAUGAGAAGUUUGUUAAUAUGAUGAACAACAUGAGAAAAUAUUAUAAUAAAGUGAAAGAAGGUGUCUCGGAAUGCGUUGUUGGUGAUUUCUACGCUCUGCUCGAAGACGAUAGUUGGCACAGAGUUCAAUGCAUAAAUUUUGAUUCCGAAACCGAAAUGGCUGAAGUUCGGUUUAUUGACGUAGGAUAUGAGGAAGUUUAUAAAUCCAAUUUGCUUUAUCCUUUAGAAAAGGAAUUCUGUGCUCUUCCUAUUCAAGCGAUGAGAGUAUCUCUUCAUGAAUUGGAAGAGUUUUGCGAUUGUGCCCAGGUAGUUGCGGAGGUCGAAAAUUAUCUUCUAGUCGAACAAAUGUUUGUUGUUAAAGUACAUAGUAUGGACUUCGACAACUCGUACGCAACAGUAACUUUUUAUGACACUAGCGACGAUACUGUCGAUAUUAACAUAAACGAACUUAUAUUCGACAAGUUAUUAAAUGACAUUGACGUUGCGAGCAAAAUACACCCGGGAAAAUUAAUUGAAUUAUAUGUUACGCAUUUAUACGAGGAUGGAAAGAUAUUUGCACAGCUAAAUACGCUCGCUAAAAUUCUUUUAGACGAAGCCAUAUCGCAAAUAUCCAAAAGCGAUGCGUUCGUUAAAACAAUCUCUUUUACGAAAACAUACCUUGUGAAAUGGUGCCAGAAAUGGCACAGAGUGAGAGUAAUAGACAUUCCAAAUAACGAUGACGUAAAAAUAUUUUUUAUUGACCACGGUCAAGUUAUUAUAACAUCGAAACAAUGUUUGUUGAACAGGUCUUCAAAGGCUCUUGAACGUAUUCCUCCACAAGCAGUGCAAAUUUUUCUGCAUAACGUCGAUACUGAAUCGCACAGAGGACAGUUUGUUGAAAGAUUUCGCGAGUUGGUUUUGGAUGAAGACCUUCUUCUCGCAAAGGUUGUCAAAGUCAGCGCGACCGGAGUCCCGAUAGUAGAAAUUUUUAAACGUAUUGGACCUAGCAAUAUGUUAGCCUCUAUAAAUACAUCAUUGACUUUGGGCAACGAACUGUCAAAAGUUAACGACGAUUUAGUUAACAAUAACGUCAAAGUCAAGAAACGCUUAGAACGCAAGGUUUCUCGUGUUCUCGAAUCAGUCGGUAAUUUACAACCACCCACAAUUUCUGAUAUUCGUAAAUACUUCGACGUUCACGUGAUUUUAGUCGCGCAUCCAGGACAUUUCAUUGUUCAACCGCUAAACGAUGCAAGCCACUUGGAGGCAAUGAUAAUCAAUCUGCAAAAGAGUUGCAACUCAUACAACGGUCCACCGGCAGAAUCUGUUGGCAAAGGCAAACUUUACGCGGGAAAAUUCAAGGAUCAAUGGCGCAGAGUAUACGUUACCAAUAUCAUCAGCGAUAAUGAAGUAUCUGUGUAUUUUUGCGACUUCGGAGAUGUGACGAUACUGCCACGCGACAGUUUACAGCCUUUAAAAAGCGAAUUCUUGAAAUUGCCGUAUCAAGCAAUAAAAGCUAAACUUGUCGGAAUUGAACCAAUAAAUAGCGAUUGGUCGGUGGAAGACUCACUUAGAUUUAAAGACUUGGUGCUCAACAAAAAUUUUGUUUCGGUUGUUGUCGAAUCAUCGUCUGACCAUUACUCACCGGCUAACGGCGUUGUACUCGGUCUACAGUUAAUCGACGUUAAUACCCCAGAGGAUAUAUACAUCGAUAGAUUGUUAGUAGAAGAAAAACGUGCCAAAUACACCGAAGGAUACCCGUCUGCCUAUCCCCAUCCGUAUAAUUAACUGGCUAAUUAAUAGGUGAAGUACAUUUUUUUUUUUUUUUUUUUUAAUUUUCUUAGCUUUUUAUCUUUUCAUAGAAUAAUGUGUAUUGAUAAAUCUGAAAAAUAUCAAAUUUUGUGUUUCUAUACAAUAUGAUAAUGCAAUACAUGUUAUAAAGGAUAACGCAUACAGGCACAUCCCGGAGUUCGUUACCUUUGGUUUCAGAAAAAAUACUUAUAAGUCGAAGCGCUGUGUUAAAUUCAGAAAACAAUACGGUUAGGACUGAGAUAAAAACAGAUUUUUAGUAAGUUCUGAUAAUGCAUUCGCGCGUGAUGUUGUAUCAAUACUGUCUGACUAAUGCCUUAACAUAUAAAGAUAUAAUUUUUUUGUAUAAGAAAGCAUUAUUGGAACUUGGUGUAUAAAAACUGAUUGAGUGAGGUGGCAAGAUAGCAACAGUUAUUACAACUCAUUGCGUGAUAGCGCCUUGGCGUUGAAGAGACGUAACUCCGAAAGCAAAUGAUUGUAAUUCGGGACGAAGAGCGAUUCUAUAAUAUACGUAAGCGCAAAGCGUCAUCAAGUCGGGAUAUGCCUGUAAAUGUUUACAAAGUUUAGCAUAACAUUUUUGUUUGUAAUCAUAUUUCAAUGUUUUUCCAAAUUUUUUAAUAUUGGACGGCAAAACGAAAAUUUAAGGCAAAAUUAGUAGAGGUUUAUUUUCAUAUUUCUAUUUGCAAUUAUUUAUCUACGUUAACAUUUAUUAGAAACUUUAUUCUUUAUACAUUUGUUAGUAUUACAGAAAUGUGUGUUACUGUUAUAUUGCAACAUACAUAAAGUUACAUUAUUAGUUACGAAGAGGCCAAAUUUUGCGAUAUAAAUAAUAACUUAUAUUUUUUUGGAAGCGUUAAGUAUUUUUAUUAGCAAUGUUACUUUUUAGUUCCUUGUUCUGUACUUUUACAGAACUAUCUCAAACGUACUAUAUAACAUUGUGUAUGUAUAUAUAUAUGUGUGUGAUGUUUAAUAUAUAUAUAUAUAUAUACAUAUA
This is a messenger RNA of Pseudomyrmex gracilis, 4641 nucleotides long. It is a transcript of the gene tapas, whose product is annotated as tudor domain-containing protein 7. NCBI's taxonomy places the organism in Eukaryota, Metazoa, Arthropoda, Insecta, Hymenoptera, Formicidae. The coding region runs from base 333 to 3626 and encodes 1097 amino acids. The transcript is spliced from 17 exons. Gene Ontology annotation, biological process: spermatogenesis. The record is from RefSeq and is a predicted model, not a curated record.